AGUGCCACCUCGGGCUUCCGUUCCUCUCUGUUCGACGCAACACUGCCGCUCGCGAUGUCUCCGCUGCUGCUGGCCUUAGCUCUUCUGGGAGCCGUCCACGCCGACAAGAUGUUCAGCCCGCCCGCUCCUCCCGCCCCAGGAUACUCGUACGGCGCCCCGGACCUCAGGGCCGACGCCUCCACUCUCGAUCAGCAGGAGCAGGACCCCAUCGCCGCCCUGGCCGCCAACAUCCCCGGCGGAGGCGUCCCUGGCGAGGACUACCCCAUCCUGGCCUCCGUCCCCGACACCGGCUUCUCCUGCGAGGAACAGGACUUCCCAGGCUACUAUGCUGACACCGCCCCGGAGGCCGGCUGCCAAGUGUUCCACAUCUGCCAGUUCGACGGCCGCCAGGACUCCUUCCUGUGCCCCAACGGCACCAUCUUCAACCAGCAGUACUUCGUGUGCGACUGGUGGUUCAACGUGGACUGCGCCGCGUCCGAGCAGUUCCGAAGCCUCAACGCUGACAUCGGCAAGAUCCCCGAAGACGCCGCUGCCUCCAUCCGCAACGACGUCGUGGCACCCAACCAGCUCUAUGGCACUCCCGAGGAGCGCCAGGCAACUCCUCCAACUCCUUCUCAGUCUUAUGGAAGUCCCAAUAGGUUCUAAAUUAUGGCAAGAAUAAGAUGCAGGCACAUGUUUGUAAAUAUUCCUCAUAUAGCUCAUUAUGCUUCGUGUGAUAAAUUUAUGCUCUGUAAAUAAAGCUACCAUCCGCAAAAUAA
Penaeus indicus is the source of this 758-nucleotide messenger RNA. RefSeq lists its product as uncharacterized. The transcript is spliced from 2 exons. The record is from RefSeq and is a predicted model, not a curated record. Gene Ontology annotation, molecular function: chitin binding. Gene Ontology annotation, cellular component: extracellular region. Lineage: Eukaryota; Metazoa; Arthropoda; Malacostraca; Decapoda; Penaeidae. The coding region runs from base 55 to 645 and encodes 196 amino acids.